Pelodiscus sinensis (Chinese soft-shelled turtle) is the source of this 830-nucleotide messenger RNA. RefSeq lists its product as uncharacterized. NCBI's taxonomy places the organism in Eukaryota, Metazoa, Chordata, Testudines, Trionychidae. The record is from RefSeq and is a predicted model, not a curated record. Gene Ontology annotation, cellular component: nucleus; transcription regulator complex; PcG protein complex. Gene Ontology annotation, molecular function: DNA-binding transcription factor activity, RNA polymerase II-specific; RNA polymerase II cis-regulatory region sequence-specific DNA binding. Gene Ontology annotation, biological process: regulation of transcription by RNA polymerase II.
GGGCUCUAGAAGUGAUCCUGGCAAUUACAGACAGGCUGAUGAAUCACAUCCACACUGUGCUCCAGAUCGUCUCAUCUUGCAGUGCUGUGGUGGAGGAAGUUCAGAUGCCGGUGACCUUCGAGGAGGUGGCUGUGUAUUUCACUCCAGGGCAGGGGGCUCUUCUGGAUCCCGCUCAGAGAGCCCUCUACAGGGACGUCAUGCAGGAGAACUAUGAGACUGUGGCCUCACUGGGAUUCUCCAUUCCCAAACCUGACCUGAUUGCCCAGCUGGAACAAGGGGAAGAGCCAUGGGUCCCAGAUCUCCAGCCUUCCAAAGAAAUGGUGAUCCUGAGAGGCAUCUGCACAGGUGGGGAGUCGGGGAAACUAGGGUUACUGUAAUGGGGUACGCUCCAUGUAGAGGUCCUUUGGAGGUACCUGUGUUCCUCUUUAGUGCCCCCCCCUCUCUAAACAGUACUCAUACCCGUUAGAUAGACAAACGUUCAUCACAUCCUAAGUCUUUCUCUGAGUCCAUAACUGCUUAGACCCCCCAUGGGUCUUCAGGCAAGCCUCUUCCUUCCCCAGAGUUUCCUUGGCUAUGAUCCCAAGUGAAAUGGUGGGGUAGGGGGACCCAGGCCUGCCCAGGGCCCUAAAGCACAGGAACGGCCCCCUGCACAGGUUAGUGGGGGAAUAGCACCCGCUAACCCAAGGGCGUUCCAAUUACACCCUGCACUGGGCUGCUUCCUACCCUUGCUGUCCUUGUGUCCGUGUCCGCUCUGCAUCGAGGCCAUUCCCGGGAUCCAGACACUCUGCUCCCCUGUCUGGAGGUGCUGUAUCCCCUUCCUGGUGGCCGCU